Austrofundulus limnaeus is the source of this 1454-nucleotide messenger RNA. RefSeq names its product DCN1-like protein 5. Gene Ontology annotation, biological process: protein neddylation. The coding region runs from base 215 to 1030 and encodes 271 amino acids. Gene Ontology annotation, molecular function: cullin family protein binding; ubiquitin-like protein binding; ubiquitin conjugating enzyme binding. Gene Ontology annotation, cellular component: ubiquitin ligase complex. NCBI's taxonomy places the organism in Eukaryota, Metazoa, Chordata, Actinopteri, Cyprinodontiformes, Rivulidae. The transcript has 9 exons. The record is from RefSeq and is a predicted model, not a curated record.
GUCUACUUAGAUUUUUUUUAACAUGAGACGCUAUUAAUGUCAUAUUAAAGCUUGGGAUUGCCAAAACAAUUUUCAUCUUUCUUCGUGUUAAAAAAGUCGUCAUUUUGAAAUUAAUCUGUCUAAAACAAAAGCAUAAUAACCUGCUCGUGCUGUACGUGAUGUCUGCGUUUUGUUAUGAAGCAAACUUCAUGUCUGGACACGGUUCAGAGGAAAAAUGCACCUUUUCUCCCCCUCUCUGCUGUUUGAUGACACACGGGUAAAAAAUUUGUUUGAUUUGAAUGGACAAGGCAGCCAGAAGCACACAGCCCAGCUAGUGAGGUCCAGUAAAGGUUCCACAAUGCCAGUGAAGAAGAGGAAACUACCUGAUGAUCAUGAGCACAAGUGUAAAAUUACAAGUUUUACUCGUCCUCAGAUCUGCGGUGUGAAGUCGCUCGGCUCUGACAAGCAGUUCUCCAGUAAACGGUGCCUGGCCUGGUUCCACAAGUAUGCCGGUCCCGACAAGGUGGUCGGACCAGAGGCCAUGGAGAAGUUCUGUGAAGACAUCGCUGUGGAGCCGGAGAAUAUUCUUAUGUUAGUUUUAGCCUGGUAUCUAGAAGCAGCAAACAUGGGGUACUUCACAAAAGAUGAGUGGCUCAGGGGGAUGACAGUAUUACAAUGUGACUGCACAGAGAAGUUACAGAGCAAACUGGAUUACCUAAACAGUGAGCUCAACGACGCUUCAGUCUUCAAAAACAUCUACAGAUAUGCCUUCGACUUCUCCAGAGAUAAGAACCAGAGGAGUUUGGACAUGGACACAGCCAAAUCCAUGCUGACUCUGCUGCUCGGGAGUACGUGGCCUCUCUUUCCAGUCUUCCACCAGUUCCUGGAGCAGUCCAAGUACAAAGGCUUAAAUAAAGACCAGUGGUGUAAUAUCCUGGAGUUCAGCAGGACCAUCAACACAGACCUCAGUAACUACGAUGAAGACGGAGCUUGGCCGGUGCUGCUAGACGAGUUUGUUGAAUGGCAGAAGACGAGGUCAUCGUCUUCAUAGACUUCACAUCGCCAACAAGAGGAAACCAAAACUACAAACUGCAGAGGCAAAACGGUUUCUGGUUUCAUAAGCAUGGACCGCAGAACCCGCUGUGGACUCUAGAUUCACUCAGAUCCCCUCAGAUUCUCUGUCUCAUCGUCCAGCUGUUGUUAAGGACCCUUUCAGAAUAUAAGUUUUUUCUUUUUUUAUAGCGUUAGAUUGGAAGAAAGAUUCAGUAAAAAGUUCUUAAAGGAAACUAAAUGGACUAAAGGAUCUGUGGAGGUUGUUUCCUGAUACUUUUUCCUGUUUUGUGUUGUUUAGAUAUUUUCAGGUUUAUUGAGGAGGUGGAAGAACAAGAAGCGACUUCAGAAUAAUCGGUGCAACGUGGAGGGUUGUCACCAAGCACUUAUUAGGCACGAGUGCACUUCACUAAUUGAUGCAUUUA